This is a messenger RNA of Aspergillus pseudotamarii, 1792 nucleotides long. RefSeq lists its product as uncharacterized. The record is from RefSeq and is a predicted model, not a curated record. NCBI's taxonomy places the organism in Eukaryota, Fungi, Ascomycota, Eurotiomycetes, Eurotiales, Aspergillaceae. The coding region runs from base 67 to 1491 and encodes 474 amino acids. The transcript is spliced from 2 exons.
CUUAACCCCGCGGGUUCAAUUGAGCAAUGUCGCAUUUGAAACUUGCCCCGCCCUCGAGUUGCCUCAAUGCCCCCUUCUAGCACACCUUUUCGCGUUCCCUCUUCUCGUCGUCCCAAUUCCUCCGCUCAGCCCAGUGCUGGUCCCCAGUUCGCGUCAACACCCCGUUUCGUGCUCUCCCAGCAGACCCCUGGCUCAACCGCGCGGGUACAUGUCAAAGAUGAACUCAUCGAUGGCGAUGAAUCUCCUCAAUCCACCCCUAUCGCCAAUACACGGGUCGCCAAAAGAGAGCAAGGCAUUGGACCAACCCAGCGCCAGAAAGAGAUAAUCGAAGACUCCGAUGACGGGCUAGAUGACAAUGAAGGAGCGCGCAGAACCUCACACAAUGACAUCACCGGGAGCCCAGAUCCAGAUAGUAGUCCACCAUGCAACGCAGGCGAGCUCGAGGCCGAAUUCGAAGCUCUCUUCGGACCGACGACGACACGACCAAAGCGAAGGCGGCGUGCAUCGCUUGACCCAGAGACACCCUUCACCCAGCGAAGAAAACACGAUGACGAUAUCAUUCAAACAUCUUCCCCGGAAGCACCAUCGCCUACGAUGGACCGUACUCAACGACAAAGCCAACCUCCGAACCAGACAUGUCCCGAGAUAAACCCUCAGCGAACCACCACCACUACUCCCCAAUCUUCAACACCAGCAACUAUCAAAUCCUCCUUCCGCAACAACCCUCGCUUCGCGCUAUCAGCCUCACAGGCAUUUCCAGGUACCCAGUCUCAAUCAAGCGCUCGGCCGCCCCCUUGCGCAACACCGGCACCGACGUCCCCGCCCCCGAAACGGAAACCGACGUUCGUUCUUCCGCGCUCGCCGUCCCCAUCCCAGGCCGCUGAAGACCCCUCUGCCAUUCCUACCCCAUUCUCCCCUUCGUCUCACACGCUCCGUCGCCGUGGUCGCGCCCGCUCCUCGGCCCCUAGUUAUCUGCCCGGCGGCAUGGCGGCCGAAGUGCGCAGCUGGAUAUUGGAAAUGAGCACCAAGCGGGAACAGAUGCAGAUGAACUACCGAAACCGCACCGGAGCCGGACCCGAUUUGCAAAGGUAUUUUCUCGUCGUUCGUAUCGCGGAUGUUCGUCAGUCUGCGCUUGCUAGUUCCGGACCGCUUGCUUUCGUGCGAGGCCAGCCUGUGACGUCACUGGGGGAUGAAGAGGAUGCUUCUGGUCAUCGUGAGAGCAGUGAGAUGAAGCAUAUUCUUCUUCUAGGGACCCCGCGCUCCAAGCCGGCUGGCGUACCGUCGCAGCAUCCAGAUGCUAGUUCUGUUCCUGAACUUGUUGGGGGGAACCUGGUGGGUGUUCAUCGGGGAUUGGUCUGGGAAUUAGAUUUGGAGGAUAGAUUGUCUGGAUAUGGGAUACAAAGUGAUCCCAAUAGCGACAGGCACGGGCAACCUGGGGCUACAACCAAGUGGCUUGUGUGUAUGGAGUGGGAUCUGAUAUCAGUGGAUUGAUAGAUGAUGAUGAUGAUCGUGGUUAUGUCCUGAUAUUAUUAGCAACUAUGUAUACUACACUACGCAUGAUACCCCGGGCUUUACAUGUUUAUCUGUGAAUAUUUUCCUCCACCGUGGGAGCGGUCUAUACAUUUCGUUAGAUGACAUAUAUACAAAAGAUCAGAGCACAAAGUCUUAAUGCAAUGCUUUUAUCCAAUAGGCCACAACAUCCCAUAUCAAAGAGAACCGGACGCCAAAAAGCAACCACAACAGUCCUAGAUCAAAAUUAAUCAAACCCCGCCGUCUCCUUCGAGACAACCUU